Messenger RNA from Parasteatoda tepidariorum (common house spider), 2628 nucleotides. RefSeq lists its product as uncharacterized. The record is from RefSeq and is a predicted model, not a curated record. NCBI's taxonomy places the organism in Eukaryota, Metazoa, Arthropoda, Arachnida, Araneae, Theridiidae. Gene Ontology annotation, cellular component: nucleus. Gene Ontology annotation, molecular function: zinc ion binding; nucleic acid binding.
UAUAAAUUGGCAAUGAAAUCGAAGCGCAAUUUCCAAGAGUUCCCUUUUGUGGGUGAUAGAGCCAUUUUCUUGUUGUUUCUAAAUAUACUUGGGAAAGAGACAAAUUCACGUAUUAAUUCAGCAUUAAUCCUUCAAAAAUACUAAUCAUAUAUAUCAGUAGUUGUCUUCUGCAAUCACUGUUAAUUAUUUGAAUGAGUUAAGUUAUAUUUUAUGGUGUAUACAAAUUAGAUAAAGCAUGUCCAAAGCUGCUCUGUCGGCGUAUGCUGUCGUUGGAGCAUUUGGCAGAUACGACAAGAGGACUUUGGACAGUUUAAAGCCAGGAGGUUGAAGCUCUAGAAAUUUUUCAUCGCUUUAAUUAGGAUUUCACUAAGCAUGUCUUAUAGAAAUCAAUACAGUGGAAGCCCUUGGCAGCAAGGAGGCCCUCCUUUUGGAGUUGGAGGAUACAGUUCAGGAUAUGGUGGAUAUAACGACCAAUAUGGAGUUUCUCAUCAAAUGAUGAAUUCUGGAUAUAGCCGUAAUCAAGGUGGCUAUGGUGGUGGCAUGUAUGGUGGAAGUGGCAUGGGCGGCAGCAUGAGAAAUAUGGGUUAUGGUGGGCCAUCCCGUUAUCAUAUGAAUGAAAGGAUGAGCAGUAGAUCUCUGCCCCGUGGCCAACUGCCUCGCAAGAGAUUGCCUCAAAGGAGUCCAGCAAGUGGUCCUCGCUCUAAACGACCAAAUAUUGAAAGUGAUAGGCGUUCUGUGAAAUCCAGGCGACAUAGAGAUUCUAGGGGUGGAUCAAAAGGGCGUCGUGACCGAAGUGAUGAAGAUGAUGAUACAUACAAUCCAGAAGAACCAACUGAAGAUCUCUCUGAUGCUGAGUGUGAGUCAUUUGAAUGUUGGAAAGCCUCUGAUGAAGAUGAAAUGGAAGAAAAUAAACAAAAUGGGGAAGCAGAAACAAAUGAUGCUUCUGAGGAGGCUGAUAAAGACAAAGAAAAGAGUGCUAAUAGAAAGUUUUUGUGUUAUGUUUGCAAAGUGAAAUGCUCUUCCAAAGAAGUUCUUGACAAACAUAACAGUAGCAAACCACAUACUGAAAAGAUAGAGGAACUGCUAACCAUCAGACGAGAAAAGAAGAAAGAUGGUUCAGUUGAUGAGAAAGAAAAGUCAGAUGACCGCAAGAAGUCUUCUCGAAAACCCGGUAACUGGUGCACAGUAUGUGAGUGUGCUUUCAGUGGCAAUUUCCUUGCUCAUAGAAGAACAAAAGAGCACAGGAAGAAAAGAGAUAAGAAAUAUCCCAAAUGUCGCCCAUGUCGACUAGGAUUCAGUAGUUCUGAGGAGUAUCGAGAUCACUAUAAGAGUGAGGAACACAAAUUAAAAUCUGCUGAAUUUCAUUACUUGAAAAACCUUGCCUCUGGAUCUGAUGAUGAUGAAGAAGCAAUCAAGCCUGUUAAAAUUGAAGAAGAAGAGUAUGAAGAAGUUAAGAUGGAAGAAGAUACCGAGAAAACAGAAGAUAAGCCUGAAGAAUCUUCUGAAGAUAAAGAAAAAGGUGAUGAAGAGAAGUCUGAUGAAAAGGAAGAAACAGAUACUGAAAAGAAGGAAGAAAAAGAAGAAAAGAAAGAAAUCAAGAAAAGACCAAAAGAGCCAAAAUCUGUUGGACAAUCUUUUGUUGUCUCAGUCCAAGGGUAUUAUUGUAAACUUUGCCACAAGUUUUUCAAGGAUGUUACAGUUGCAAAAUCCAAGCAUUGUCGUUCAAUAAUGCAUGCUGAGGCAUUCAAAAAAGCUAUGGAAGAAGCCAUUGAGCAAGAAGAAGAAAGGCAGAAACUUGCAGAAGAGCAAGAUAAACUGGAUAAAGAAGCUGCUGAUGCUGCAGAACGUGCUGCUGAAAUAGCUGCCAUUGAAAGAUCGAUAAAAGAGGCUAUUAAAAAGGAAGCUGCUGCAAAGAAAGCAGCUACUAACAAAAAAGAUAAUGAUGAGGAUGAAGAUGUUGAAAUGACAGAAGUAACUGAAGAUGAACCUAGAGAAUCUGACAAAGAGGAAAAAGCUGAAGAACCAAGUACUGAAAAUGGAACAAAGGAUGUAGAAAUUAAGGAAGAUCCAGAAGAAGUGGAGGAAAUCAAAGAAGAAUCACCUGAUGAAAAUAAAGCUAAAGAAGUUGAAAUUAAGGAGGAACAACCUGAAGAAGAACAAGAAGAAGCCAAAGAAGAAGUUACUUCUAGUAGUCCGGCUACAAGACGCGGCCGAGGUCGUGGCAGAGGCCGCAAAAGGCGUUAAACUAGAAGUUUGAUAAAUGGUACAACUAGCAAGCAUAUUUCCAAUAUAAUGUAACAUUUUGAGGAAAUGUGACAGACAAUUCGAGUGGAUGUUUUUGUAACCGAUUAUCAGACUAAAAAUUCCUAAAAGACUUUUAAUGUACUUUAUUUUAAAUCACUUUUUAUUAAUUAUUUGAUCAACUCUUGAUAGUACAACAAUGUAUUGGGGGGUGGGGAAAGAAUAGAAAAUUUUUUAAAUUUUUCAUUUUGUUUUCAUGACUUCAUUCAUUUCACUACAUUUCUCCUUUUUGUGGCUAUGAUUGCAUUCUCUUUGUCAGUAAAAUGUAGAAUGACUCGUGUCUGUAGCUUUUUAAAGAAUGCUGAAUAAACAUGAAAUUCGUCUCAA